AUGCCAUCACCGCGAACGCAUGUCGUCGACCUUGCCUGCAUGCCGCGCGAGAAUCUCAUUGAAAUCGCCAAGAAGCAGGCGAAUCAGAUCCGUGAGAAGAACACGCGCAUAUCGGCCAUGGAGGCGUUUAUCGAAAGCCUCACUGGCACGUCCGCGGAGGAGAGCCUCUUGCAGCUCCCGCACGCCAACUCGAGCACCCCCCCGCACAACUCGAGUACUGACACACCAGCCACCGCUUCCGCAUCGCAGCUGCUUCAACUGCAGCAGACACGGGAGGAAGAGCAGCUUCAGAACACCUUGCGUGUCUCGGGGCUGGAGGAGCAGCUGCGUGAGAGGCAGCGUGAAUAUGACCAGCUUCAGGCGAAGGUGGACGCGUGGAAAACGAAGGUUAUGGCCAUCAUGACAGCUGACCAGGAGCGUAUCCGCGGCCUCGAAGCUCAACUGGCCGCGGCCGCGGCCGCAUCACGCGAACCAUCGUCGUCUUCCGCUCCCUUCAACGCGCCUUUCGGAGUGGCAGCGGCACCUUCACCGGACGCUGGUGAGUCUUAUAUGACUACCCAGCUUCAGCAGCUGCAGGCGCAGGUAUCUGCUCCUCAGCAAGAGCUCUGCACCGUUAGGGAAGAGCCUCAACAAGCUCAGUCUCAGCUUCAAGAGCAGCACCGCUCGGCACUGCAGGCCCUGUUGCCGUCCGCCGCUGCCACAUUGACCACGGAAAACUUGAUGAGCGCACCGUCUGCAGCGCUGAGACCGCCGCCCUCCACUUCCUCAGAAGAGUUGCCCGGCAACACUUUGUCUCUGCCCCCCGCACCGAUAGCUGCAGCGGAUAUUCCACCUGAGGUCCUCCAGGAAGCCGUGCACCUCCAGCUAGCUUCGUGGAAGGAACAGGUCGAAAUGGCCAUGCUGGCGGACAAAAACCGCGUUCAGGAUCUCGAGGCGCAGCUGGAAGCGCUGGGGACUGCCACCGGUGUUGAUCGCGCUUGUGAGGCCGAGCGCGCCGCGGAGAUGGAGGCGCUGCACGCGGAGGUGGGCCGCCUGCAGGCGGCGCUAGAGGCCGCGAGGCACGAGCGCGAUUUGGUGCAGGAGGCUGACAGGUCGGAGGUGGAGUCCUACCGCACGGCGUUCAAGAGGCAGAUCACGGAGCUGAACUGUGAAAUCGAUGAACUACGCGCCGCUGCUGCUACGGCCAAGGAGGACCGCGAGGCUCUUCUGAGCGCUUGCGCUGCCGAGCGCGCCGCGGAGAUGGGCCGCCUGCAGGAGGCGCUAGAGGCCGCGGAGCGCGAGCGGGACGAUGCGGCUGUCUCGAUGAAGGCAUUAAAGGCAACGAUGGAUGAGUGGAAGGUGAAAGCGGGAAGCGUUGUGGAGAAUGGUGAGCUGCAGCAUCGCGCAUUGGAGGCGGAGGUGCAACGCUUGAAGGAGGACCGGGUCGCUGCUGGUGCUGGUGGUGAUGCGUCGUGCGCAGAGAAUUGUCAGGGGAAGGGUGAUGGUGAGUUAGGUGCGGCUUCCACCUCAGUGGACCGAAAGGAGGCGUGGUCGCAGGCGGAUGUGGUGGCUUAUGCAUCGGGGGACAGUACAGCGACGAGGCCUGCCGCGGGUGCCCUUCAAGACGUUGCGGUGCAGACUUCGAUCGCUGCAGAAGUUCCUCUCCGAGUGGUCAUGGACGUGGCUUCGGUGCCGAGCCCUGUUGCGCUGCCCGAGCUGCACCUGCAGAGCACGCAGGCCCUGUUAAUGGAGUGUGAGCGCGCUGCAAUUGAGAACAGGCGACUCCAACGCGUCGUUGCGCAGCUGUCCAGAUUCCGAGAGGAGGUAAUGAGGGAGGUUCAUGCGGUUGCUGCGCCUCCCUCUGCACCCGCCUCGUGA
Messenger RNA from Leishmania major strain Friedlin, 1857 nucleotides. RefSeq lists its product as hypothetical. The record is from RefSeq and is a predicted model, not a curated record. The transcript has a single exon. Bases 1 to 1857 code for a protein of 618 amino acids. Lineage: Eukaryota; Euglenozoa; Kinetoplastea; Trypanosomatida; Trypanosomatidae.